This is a messenger RNA of Papaver somniferum (opium poppy), 1375 nucleotides long. RefSeq names its product caffeic acid 3-O-methyltransferase-like. Lineage: Eukaryota; Viridiplantae; Streptophyta; Magnoliopsida; Ranunculales; Papaveraceae. The transcript has 3 exons. Gene Ontology annotation, biological process: methylation. The record is from RefSeq and is a predicted model, not a curated record. Gene Ontology annotation, molecular function: S-adenosylmethionine-dependent methyltransferase activity; protein dimerization activity; O-methyltransferase activity. The coding region runs from base 144 to 926 and encodes 260 amino acids.
ACCACUGAAAUAAAACUAAAAACAAGAAAAUUAGUUCUUCCAUACCCGUUAAUGUUAAUGAAUUAAACCAUCAAGAUUUAGAAGAAAAUGAUGAUCAACUCUGCAUUUUAGCAUGUCAAAUAGCAGCUUGUUCAGGACUUCCGAUGGCUUUAAAAGCUGCAUUAGAUCUUGAUUUACUCGAAAUCAUAGCUAAAGCGGGUCCAAAUGCAUACAUCACACCAUCAGAGAUUUCAUCCAAGUUAGGUACUCAAAAUCCCAAUGCACCUUCCAUGUUAGAUAGGCUUUUGCGAUUGUUAACAAGCUUUUCUAUUCUCAAAUGCUCACAAAUCACUACCCAAAAUGGCAAGAUCCAACGGCUGUAUGGGUUGGCACCUGUUUGCAAGUAUUUUACUAGGGAUCAAGAUAAUGGUGUCUCUGUUGCUCCUUUAGCUGUGAUGAAUACAGAUAGGGUCUUCAUGGAUAGUUGGUACCACUUUAAAGAUGCUGUCAUGGAAGGUGGAAUUCCAUUCAAUAGAGCUCAUGGAAUGAGUGCAUUUGAAUACCCUGGGGUAGAUCUUAGAUUCAAUCAAAUGUUCAAUAAAGCCAUGUUAGAUCACACUACCUUAACUAUGAAGAAAGUACUUGAAACAUACAAAGGGUUUGAAGGUAUUAAAGUGUUGGUUGAUGUUGGUGGUGGUGUUGGAGUCGCAACUAAAAAGAUUACUGCUAAGUAUCCUCAACUUAAGGGUAUCAAUUUCGACUUGCCUCAUGUAUUAGCAGAUGCACCGGCGUAUCCCGGAGUGGAGAAUGUUGGAGGAGACAUGUUUGUCAGUGUUCCAAGAGGAGAUGCCAUUUUCAUGAAGGUGACAGUUUCGUUUCUCGGAAACAUUCUUAGGUUAACCGGAUCAUUUAUUGUUAUAAAUCUUCUUCUACAUUUAAAUCACUGACUAAAUACAUUACCAUGCAUCACUUGCACUGGGAUUCUUCACGAUUGGAGUGAUGAGUAUUGCUUGAAACUCUUAAAAAACUGUUAUGAAGCUCUACCAGAUUGCGGAAAAGUGAUCAUUGUUGAAGCGAAUCUUCCUGCAGACAUUGAUGAUAGUGUUACCUCAAAACUUUUGUUUGAACAAGACAUAAUCAUGUUAACUCAGAACCCUGGAGGUAAAGAAAGGACAUCUUCUGAAUUUGAAGCCCUGGCAAGGCAAUCUGGAUUUGCAAGCUGUGAAACCCUAUGCUCUGCUUACUACAAUUAUGUUAUGGAGUUCCAUAAAACAUCAAAGAAUUAGUAUUGCGACGAGUAUUUUAUUCGAUGUACUAGAAUCAUGACUGAGAACUUUAUGUUUUUCUUUUUUGCAAGUUUGGCUUAAAUAUGAUGGAUGAAACUUCGUUUUCUUUA